AUGUCGCCACCGUUCGAAUAUUCAUACAACCCACAGUGGUCAACCUAUCAUUCCCAGGCUUCAGUGAACGCUUCGCAUGUCCAUCACCAUCAAUAUAUGUAUGAGCUCGCACCUCAGCGACGGAUGGCUCAUCAGUCCGAAAGCCCCUUGAGUCUAGGCCUAUCUCGUCGACAUACUAAUACACCAUAUAACCGUGAUCAUACAACCUCUGCAACUCGAGCUCCUCGUGGUUCUUCUGAAACCGACCUAUUUCCGUCAGGCGGCACAAGGUCUUUCACGCGUCCUCAACCUGCUAUCAAUGCUCAGUGGGUGUUACAAAAUCCAGGACGCUCAUGGGACGCCUCGGUACCUCCUCCAUUGCAGCUGGAAUAUCUUCCUAGACGACCAGAGAACUCAGGAUAUACCUCAGAGCAAUCUGUGCAUUUCUCCUCGCAUGGGUUGCCUGGUCCGUACAUCCGAGAUAUUUUGUCGAAGAAUCCAGGGUUGGAUGAUCCUAAAGCGACUGUUUUUGCACAUCUCGGGUGGAAGCGGCUUCAGUGGACUUUCGAUUUCCCUGGCUUGUCCCCAGCAACUCAAAGAAUCCCAGUCAUGGAUGGGGAUCGUCACCUCACACGUCUCGAAAUCGCGAUGGAGAUUUGUUUAGAGAUUGUUCGUAUCAUGCGAAGCACGAAGGGCCAGAUGCCAGGGGUUGAUCCUAGGUGGCGACUCGACAAGUGCAACCCCAAGUACCUUCGGCUCGUAGCAUUAGUCUUUUACGCGUCAUCCUGGAUUCCUGUAUUGGCUGUUGAUCCUUAG
Messenger RNA from Lentinula edodes (shiitake mushroom), 795 nucleotides. RefSeq lists its product as uncharacterized. The coding region runs from base 1 to 795 and encodes 264 amino acids. The transcript has 4 exons. NCBI's taxonomy places the organism in Eukaryota, Fungi, Basidiomycota, Agaricomycetes, Agaricales, Omphalotaceae. The record is from RefSeq and is a predicted model, not a curated record.